This is a messenger RNA of Clonostachys byssicola, 4383 nucleotides long. NCBI's taxonomy places the organism in Eukaryota, Fungi, Ascomycota, Sordariomycetes, Hypocreales, Bionectriaceae. The record is from the annotation of a GenBank genome assembly.
AUGCCCUCUCUCGAUCGGUUUGCUGAACCUUCUAAGAAAGGAAAGGUAAUCAGAUCUGCGUAUGACAGUGAAAGCUUUGAGUCGGACAUCACGAUCCAUGUCGAUGGAUUGGUCGGGUCCGCCACCAUCUCGCCGUCUGGGCGCGACAUAGCCCUUGCGUCUCCUGAUGGCCUUGCCAUCAUCGACCUGGACUCACCUUACAACCCGCCGCGGAGGCUGCGCAGUUAUGGGCUCCCAUGGUUGGUGACUGAUGUGCAAUGGUCCCCAUUCGCAGCAAGAGAUUAUUGGAUUGUAUCUACUGCCAACCAUUGUGCCCUCGUGUGGAAUCUGAAUCAAAGGGAAGAUUCCACCAAUGGCGCCAUUGAGCACUCUCUCCAGGGCCACACCAGAGCCAUCACUGAUAUCAACUUCUCUGCCCACCACCCAGAUCUUCUGUCCACUUGCUCUGUGGACGGAUCUGUUCAUUCCUGGGAUCUACGCCGACCCAGGCAACCCGUCCUCACGUACUGUGAUUGGUUUGCCGGGGCUACCCAGGUCAAGUACAGCCGCCAGAAUCCCCACGUGAUAGCCUCCUCCCACGAUCGAUGGCUUCACGUAUGGGAUGACCGCCGAGCGUCUGAACCGUUGAAGUCCAUCAACGCGCACAAGACCAAAAUCUACGGCUUGGACUGGAAUCGGGUGAAGCCGACUGCUCUGUCAACCUGCUCUCUAGACAAAACGAUCAAGUUCUGGGAUUACUCCAAAGAAGUAAACGAGCCCGAUCAUGUUAUUCACACCGAGUUCCCAGUCUGGAGGGCUCGCCAUACUCCUUUUGGAUGGGGAAUGCUUGCUAUGCCUCAAAAUGAACCUGGUGACCUGUACUUAUAUGAUCGGAAAAGACUCGACGAGACCCCCACAGGAGAGGUUACAAAGCCUGUGCACAUAUUUCCCGGGCAUGCCCCGCAAAAAGCCAAAGAGUUCCUGUGGAGGACUCGCGGUGGUAUUUCGGAAGACAGAACCGACGAUCGUGAAUUCCAACUUGUCUCCUGGGGAACCGAUAAUGAACUCAGGCUCCAGUGCCUCGAUCCAGAAGUUCUCUCGGAUGUCGGUUAUGUCAAAGGGGGGCGAGCUCCAAAGGCUAUAACCCUCACCCGCAAAGGUGCAGCAUAUAAAACAUUCCGAAACGUGGACGAUGAUUCUGCUAGAGAUAGAAGAACCGGCACGAUGAGCGACCCACGGGCAGCCUUUGCGCUGCAGCACCAGAGCGCGUUGACAAUGAGCAUGCGAUCCGGGUCCCAAGGCCAGCAUUCAAAAUCCAGCUGGCGUGGUCCCUCAAUGAAGGCCACCGUCAAGGGUGAGCGGGACAACACGCAGUCACAAAUCAGCUGGUUGAAGGGCAUCACGAUCACCCGGAGGAAGGAAACAACCAACAUGCCUAAGAGGCAGAUGUCCAAGGACUCCAGCAUCUUUGGCCACGGAUAUCCCGAUGACGACUGGGGUGAGCCUGACACGGUGCAAGAUGAACUGCUACGUAUCAGUACACAGAUCCCCAAGAUAAGAUGGGAAAACAUCGACAUGGACACACUGACUCUCAACGCCUCACUGAAUGGGCCUUGGGGUGAGAGUGGGGAUACCAUCUUUAUUAAGGUUAAAAUUGAUAUUCCUGAAGACUAUCCAACUUCGAGCGCCCCCAGCUUUCUCAUCGAAAAGACGUCAUUCCUUCCGGAGGAAACACACGCACGACUUACUAAAGAAAUCCACGAACUGGCCCAUCGGUUCUUACUUCGAAAGAAGAACUGUUUAGAAAAGGCUUUCACCUAUCUUUUGGGUGAAGCGGAUCUGGAGUCGAGCACAUUUUUCAAAAAUGUCGACUUUGAUGACGAUAUAACGGGUCUGGAAGACGAAAGCUCGAGCAGCGAAGAAGAGGAAGCGGAUAUUCCAACCGGAGGGUCUGCGUCUAUGUCCCAGGAGCUUGUACCACCGACCGAGAUCGAGAACUCUUUCACCCCAAUCAAUCGCUCAAUCAUUCCACCACCACCUAGGACAUGCGGUGCAAGGUUUUCUAACGAUUGUCGACUUGUUUGCUUCUUCCCUACGAAGGAGGAGAAGGCGAGAGUCCUGUUCUCUAAUACGACAGAGGUCAGCAAGGAGCGACCUAAGGGUGAGCCAUUUGCUGGUUUUGGUCGCCUUAACUUCGAUGCUGCCCCGAGGCAAAGGUAUAACGGGGACGAAGCUUCAGCUGCAGAUGAUCAUUCAGAUACGGAAGACUCGGACGAGUCCUCGUCAUCAAGUGAUUCAGGAUCCACUUCCAUGCACAAAUUGAGUCUAUGGUAUCACCCCCGACGCGUGCUAAGGAAAACUUGGAGUGAAAACCGCUCCAUUCGUUCAAGCGGAGGCGGGACUGGGACUGGCAUUGGUACAGCAACCGGCACAGUGAACAGUCGCCGGCGCAUGGGUCGCCCUCGGAACGUAGUCUCCUUGCACGAUGUGUCCUCCAUCUUGCCAUCAAAGAAGGAGUUUGCCCAGGGCUAUGCCAUAUUCGGUGAUGGAGCUGAUGUCUGUAGCCACAACGCUGUCCUCGCAGACAAGUACGGUCACACGGAUAUCGCCGAUAUUUGGCGUUACCUUGCUCUCCUCUUAAGAACGGGCAUCCCAUUGGAAGUUCUCACCCAAAAGAACAAUAAGGAAAACUCAAUCCUCGUGAUUGCUCACGACAUUGUUUCUCAAAGUGAGAAAACAUCAAACUGGGUAAACUUGGAAGAUAAGUUUCACGGAAACUCCUCACACCUAUCGGGCCGUGUGAAAUGGGGGCAUCAUCCACUGGCCAGAGACUUUAUCGCGGGCCUUUUUUAUUACUUUGAGAAGAUAGCCGAUAUCCAGAUGUUGGCUAUGCUAUCGUGCAUUUUCAGCGAUUCUUCUGCCGAUGAGUGCGUUGCCUACGUGGAAUCCCAACUACCGCAACCAGAAACUCCACUGGCUCUGAAAACACCGUCCUUCUCCCUGGAAUAUUUCCCCACUGAUGCAGCGGCCUGGAAUUUAAGCAGCAGAAACGAGAAGGGCUCAGCAGCUAACACCCCCCGCACUCCUCAGACACCCGGCUACGCAAGAUCUCAUGUGUCAGAAGAAGCAGUCUGGGGCGAGGAACUCGUGCCAAACUCUUAUUCAUAUGGCGAUACCCCUCCAGGGCAGAGCAGACUAGCGGAUCUAGAGUUGCCUAUGUAUGUUUCAAGGACCAACAGUCGGUCUGGGACCAGAGCAAAUACGAGCUUAGCCUCCUCGUUCACGGCAACAACCGUUCCCAAAAUGCUAACUGGAGACAACACUCCAUCACCGCCGAACCAAAGCAAGAAGAAGCUUAGUCCAGCUGAGGCAAUACUCAAUACCCUGGCGCCAGGCAUGAGCAAUGCGUGGGCAAACUCGGCAUUGGCUGGUGAUUCGAGCGUCUAUAGAGCAUCGCUAUCAGAUGACGAGUACCACACAGAAGACACUUUAUCCCUUGUUCAUGUCCCCGUAAGCGUUGCAGUCUUUGUGGAGGAUCAAACAAUCUUCGAUGAUGACGGGUGGCUUAGUACGCCGCUUCUCGAACCAAGUCGAGCGAGCCUAUAUGCGAACUAUCGCCAUGCAUAUGCGGAGAUGCUACAGAUGUGGAACGAGCCACUGGCCAGACUGGAGAUUAUGAAAUUCAAUAAUAUGAAGGAUGUCGGUAUUCCACCUAACAGAGAACACCACUUUCCCAAUUCCUUCAACAUACCCGAAGGAAGCAGUCUUGGGCAUCCACGGACAGGGUCGUCGCCAAUUGUCAUGGGGAAAAGAGACCACCUUCAAGCACUUGUGGCUUCCAACCGCGGGCUCGACAUCACCGGAAUGUGUCGCUUGCAUGAGACUCAGCUAGAACCAUUGCGAUACUCAUCCUCAAAUCUUCACACAGGAGGUGCAGUGGGCACUUGUGACCGUUGUCGGAGCACUCAAAGUCAACUGAAGUGCGUCUAUUGCCUAGAACCUGUUGACGCCCUAUUUCCUCCGUGUCUCUCAUGCGGCUGUGCCAGUCACGAACACUGCCUUGCAGAGUGGCACGCAGCGGGCGAAACUGUUUGUCCAGCCGGUGAUGAGUGCAACUGCGUGGAGGAAGCAUCCAAUGGGCAGGUUGAGUCCUGGGCUGCCCUCCAGGCAGCAAUGCUCAAGACCCAAUCACAAGUACAGGUGAUUCCGCCUGUGGUGGUUCCGGAGGAAGAUAAAGGCGGCGAGGUGCGAGGCAGACAAGGUAGUGCCGCGCCUGAUGUCAGCUUUGCAGCUGAUGUCGGCGGAUUGAUGCCUUCUGCGCUGGGUCUGGGGAGGCUGAAGAAAUCGACGGGGUCCUGGUCUCGUGCAUCCAGUUUAAGGAGAAAUAAAAGGCAAGAAGGCUAA